GAGCUGCCAUGGAGCGCGGGGACCCCCCGGACCUGAGGGGGCGCGUGGUGGUGGUGACGGGGGGGGCGGGGUUUCCUGGGGACGCAUUUGGUGCGGACGCUGCUGGAGGAGGAACCGGAACUGAAGGAGCUGCGGGUGCUGGACCUGGAGGGACCCAAAGAGCUGCAACACCCGGACCCUCGCGUGCGGUGGCUCCGUGGGGACGCACCCUCAAUGUCCUCGCCGGGUGCCGCUCGGGGGGGGUCAAGGUCCUGAUUUACACCAGUUCCAUGGAGGUGGUGGGGCCAAACGCCCUUGGGGAUCCCUUCCUCAGGGGUGAGGAGCAGACCCCCUACCCCGUUCGCCAUUCCCACCCCUACGGGCGCAGCAAAGCCCAAGCAGAAAGGAGGGUGCUGGAGGGGAACGGGAUGGAGGUUGCUGGGGGGGGGUUCCCUGGUGUCCCUGUCCCUGCGCCCCACGGGGAUCUAUGGGGGGGGGGGCUUCCCCUCCUGGCCCAGAUCUACCGGGAGGGCAAAGCCGGGGGUGGCUGCCCCACACCCUGCCCCCCAACGCGGAGCACGGACGGGUGUAUGUGGCUCCUGGGGCUGCCCCCGGGGGGUCACUUCCUGCCCCGUGUCCUCCUCCUCCUCUGGGCCCACCUCAACUCCUUCCUCGCCCGUUUCCUCCCCCACUUCCACCCCCUCCUCACCCCCAGCACCUUGGCCAUCGCCUCUGCCCCCUUCACCGUCCGCAGCUCCAAGGCCCAAAGACUCCUGGGGUAUCGGCCCCGGUAUUCCUGGGAAGAGGCCCAGGAAAGAACCCGGAAGUGGAGCCGGAGCUUGGAUUGAGGGAAACACCCCGGAAACACCCCGGAAAUACCCCGGAAACACCCCGGAAACACCCAGGAAAUACCCUGGAAAUAUCCCGGAAACACCC
Calypte anna (Anna's hummingbird) is the source of this 915-nucleotide messenger RNA. RefSeq names its product 3 beta-hydroxysteroid dehydrogenase type 7-like. The transcript has 7 exons. The record is from RefSeq and is a predicted model, not a curated record. Lineage: Eukaryota; Metazoa; Chordata; Aves; Apodiformes; Trochilidae. Gene Ontology annotation, molecular function: 3-beta-hydroxy-Delta5-steroid dehydrogenase (NAD+) activity. The coding region runs from base 9 to 827 and encodes 272 amino acids. Gene Ontology annotation, biological process: steroid biosynthetic process.